This is a messenger RNA of Pocillopora damicornis (cauliflower coral), 1009 nucleotides long. RefSeq lists its product as uncharacterized. The record is from RefSeq and is a predicted model, not a curated record. Lineage: Eukaryota; Metazoa; Cnidaria; Anthozoa; Scleractinia; Pocilloporidae.
CAAACAGCACGCGUUUUGAUCUCCGUGACUGAACUGACUCGAAAUGACUUUCAACAGAAACGACUUGAAGGUGAUCUCCAACAUCCAGGUUAUCAUCUGUGGAGUGCUUUUCGUUUUGGGGCUUAUUGAUGGUCUCAGCGUGCGUUUUAUGUAUUCAAGUUUGACUUUCACCCCCUGUUGGAUAGCGAUCCUUGUGUUGGCCGCUAGUAUCAUGGGCGUGACUUUAAGCGGCAUGCAAAGACCUUCCUUAACUCUGAUGAACGCCUUGCAGUCUGUGAGCGUAGCCUGUGCUGCAGUAUCAGCGAUAACCGUGUACCACUAUCUGGUAGCUUUGUCCAGUUUGAUGGCUUUGGGUUAUACCUCAACGCUAAGGAGAGGUUACUAUAAUAAAGAUCCCUUUUUCUUUGAUUCGGACCAGCUGGCAGACGUAAACUUUACCGCAAAGCAAAACUCCAUGGUGGCUGUAUCUUCCCUGAUCAUCAUAUGCUCCAUCAUUGAGAUCAUUCUUGCGGUGGCAGCCAUCAGGAGCAGUAAUAUAACUGGUCAGAGCUCGCAGGAACAGCAAGUAAGCAUUUGCUAUGGCCAGCUUGAAGCUGGUCAGGUGCCGAUCCAAAUGCAAGGGCAGCCCACCUCAGUUGAAGCCCAACCAGUGGUGGCUAUUCCAGAAUCUGGCGCUUGCCCAGGGUACACUAAUAAUUAGUAGCUACAGUCGAACCUUUAUUAAGCCGUCACCAUGUAUUAAGAUGUCAGUUGAAAUUGUUGAAGUCCCGAAUGUUUUAUUCCUUAAUCACUGUAAACUGCACCUAUAUUAAGCGGUCACGUCUAUUUGGCGGUCGUAGUCACCGUUUACUAAGUCCCAACGGCCUGUUUUUUAUUGUCUUUAACUUGUAUUGAACGGUCACUUUAAAUGGGACCACUCAAAUAAAACUAAGAAUGCUAUUUUAAGUUCUUUUUAAUCUAUGUUUCACUACAACAAUAAAAGUAAUAUUUGCGAGCGAGAUUCCGCAUA